AUGGAGAGCCAUGAAGAGAAGCUGUUCAAACUCGUCAUGCAAAGCAAAAUAAAUGAAACUAGGGAUCGCAUGAGGCAACGAGUUACUGAGAUUGAGAAAAGCAAGAUUGGUAGAGGCAAGACUGAAAACGGAUUUGGCCCCCAGAGGACUACAAAUGUUGUUAAUGACAUGAACACCAGAGGGAGUGGUCUAGGGGGUGAUCCUAUAUUUGGGGAGUUGUUUGCUCAAAAGGCCAAAGCUCAUCCUUCUGCUUCUACUCCUGCUACUAGUAAAGUGUCUGGUGGUAUGAAAUUGGGCAAGGCACAGAAGACAAAUCAGUUCCUUGAAUCAUUGAAAGCUGAAGGGGAACUCAUUUCUGAGGACACUCAGCAAAGUGGAAUUCAGUCAAGGCUGCCAUCUGCCCCACCAAGUGAUCCUAUCACAGUGGCAAUUGAAGAAAAGAUCAAUGCCACUGUUAAAAGGGAUGGUGGAAUUCAUAAUUUUGAUAUUCAAGGAACCCUUGCUCUCCAAGUUCUGAAUGACAACAACGGUCUUAUCCAGUUGCAGGUUAUUUUCUAUAUCUUUUGGGGGACCUUUUCCAUUUCAUCAUAUUGCAAUAUAUCAUUCAAUCUGCUCCUGGAAGAUUUGUCAUAG
Miscanthus lutarioriparius is the source of this 633-nucleotide messenger RNA. NCBI's taxonomy places the organism in Eukaryota, Viridiplantae, Streptophyta, Magnoliopsida, Poales, Poaceae. The record is from the annotation of a GenBank genome assembly.